Adineta ricciae is the source of this 1536-nucleotide messenger RNA. The record is from the annotation of a GenBank genome assembly. NCBI's taxonomy places the organism in Eukaryota, Metazoa, Rotifera, Eurotatoria, Adinetida, Adinetidae.
AUGACACAGGCAAUGCUUGCAGGCGAAAUCAACGAUGUUCAUCAUCAGCCUUCAGUAUCUCUGACAAAUAGAUUACCCUGUUAUAUAAGACAAACAUGCAAAUCGACUUCGGGAAUGGUGCUUGCGAAAUCAAACGAUCACAAUAACAAACUAUCUGAAGUUGACUCAUCAUCAUCAUCAUCAUCUUCGUCUUCAUCGUCAUCGUCCUUGCACACUAAUGAAGAUCAUGGCAAUAAUAGUGUAGCUGUUUUUUCCCUCUCCUCAUCAUCAUCAACAUCAUCCUUAACCGAAUUUAUCGAACCACCAUCAUUCAUGUCAACACGUAUCCUACCCGUCGGAGUUUAUCGUGAUCAAGAACAACCACCAUCGUCGUCGUCCAAUUCUACUGAACAAAAGUCUUCGGCAUCCCUGACGACACGUUUCAAUGCGUAUCGCCCAUAUGAAAAUAAUCAACUACAAUUUCCAUCCAGUUGUUCCAAUACAUCUUCGUCAUCGUCUUCAUCAUCACUGUCAUUAACCACAAAGAAAGAUUUUCUAAUAAACCACACACGUGCACAAAAUGAACAAACUACAAAUUCAAGUGCUACUGCGUCUAUGCUUUUAAAAACACCGAACUAUUCGCCAACUGUGGAUGCAUUAUCCAUCGAACAAGUUCUCUUCAACAUGGUACGAUUCGAUGUAAUUAAAUCAAAUUUUGGUGACUAUUAUCAAUUGGGUGAAUUUAUCCGAAGUGGAGGAUUUUCCGAUAUCUACGAAGGCACUCGUUUGAGUGACAAUAAACCAGUUGUAGUCAAGUUUAUUCCAAAAGAGAAAACAAAAAAUUGGUUGAUGAUUAGUCAGAAAAAGUAUCCAGCGGAAAUUUUAUUACAUAAAGCCGUGCAUGAAAUACAAGGUAGAGUAUUCCUAGUUAUGCUUUCGGUUGGCACACAUCUUUGUUCAUCUUUGCCAGGUAUUAUUCAUGUGUAUGAUUAUUUCGAGAAUGCUCAACACUGGAUAUUAGUCAUGGAACGUUUACGUAAUUGUCAAGAUCUAUUCGACUUUCUCGAGUCGACGGAGAGUGGCCAUUUGAGCGAAGCAACAGCGCGAAAAUUCUUUCAACAAUUAGUGCAUAUCAAUCUAGCCAUGCUACGAAAGGGCGUUGUACAUCGUGAUCUCAAAAGUGAAAACAUUUUAGUUGAUCUGGAAUCCGAAUCACUCGUGUUGAUCGAUUUUGGUGCCAGUGCCAUUUGUAAAUCGUCGACAUCCUAUUAUUCAGAUUUUCAUGGCACAAAACAGUAUAAAUCGCCCGAAUACAUCACGAAAAAACGUUAUGCAGGUAUUCCAUCGACUGUAUGGACACUCGGUGUGCUGCUGUAUGAUAUGGUUUGUGGUAGUCUACCGUUUGAAAGUGAAGAGGAUAUCACUGGUCACAAAUUAGUUCUCAAACCACAUAUGUCAGCUUCAUUGAAAAAUCUAAUUCAACGUUGUCUCGCCCAAAAUCCUGACCGACGCCCGUCAUUUGAAUCCUUACUGGAGCAUGCUUGGGUUAAAGAUUAA